Saprolegnia parasitica CBS 223.65 is the source of this 1565-nucleotide messenger RNA. RefSeq lists its product as hypothetical. The coding region runs from base 1 to 1500 and encodes 499 amino acids. The record is from RefSeq and is a predicted model, not a curated record. The transcript has a single exon. Gene Ontology annotation, molecular function: dipeptidyl-peptidase activity; serine-type exopeptidase activity. Lineage: Eukaryota; Oomycota; Saprolegniomycetes; Saprolegniales; Saprolegniaceae. Gene Ontology annotation, biological process: proteolysis.
AUGGUCCGCUCGUUUGCUGCUGUCGCGGCCUUUGCCGCCUACCUCGUGGCCGCCGACGCCGCCAACGCCGCGUCAACGCUCCAGCACAAGAACACGAUCUUGGAGCGCCUCCAGCUCGACGGCCAGCUCGAGGCCGGCCUCCCGGACCUCUAUUUUGACAAGCAGAUCCUUGACCACGGCCACGACAACUGCGGUGGCAACACGACGGCGUACUGGAAGCAGCGGUACCACGUCAACGACGAGUUCUACGGCGGCGCCGGGUCGCCCGUGUUCCUCUACAUCCACGGCGAGAACGUCGCCGAGCCCGCGUACAUUACGAGCAAGGGCAUGCACGUUGUCAAGAUGGCGCAGACGCACAAGGCGCUCCUCGUGGCGCUCGAGCACCGCUUCUACGGCAAGUCCCAGCCGACCGCCGACAUGAGCGACGAGAACCUCCAGUACCUCUCGGCCGACAACGCCAUCGGUGACAUUGCGACCUUCCAGGACUUCUUUGUCGGCAACCGCAACAUCUCGGCGGCGUCACCGUGGGUCGCCUUUGGCGGCAGCUACCCCGGUAUGCUCGCGGCCUGGACCAAGCUCCAGCUGCCCAAGCGCUUCGUCGGCUCGGUCGCAAGCUCGGCGCCGAUCGACCUCGUCGCCGACUUCCACCAGUACGCCGACAUUGUCGCUCGCGGCCUCAAGCAGUACGGCGGCGACGAGUGCCUCAACACGCUCCGCGAGGGCCUCAAGCAGGUGCACGCGCUCGUCGAGUCCAAGGACGCGGCCGACGCCGCGACGUUCAAGAAGCUCUUCAAGCCGUGCACGGCGUUCGGCUCGGAGAUGGACAAGAUGCUCUUCGAGCAGUCCCUCAUGGGCACGUACCAGGGCUUUGCGCAGGGCAACGACUACGAAAAGUACGCGCUCAAGCAGGCCUGCGCCGACUUGACGGCCAACAACGGCCUGACGCCGCUCGAGAAGGUCGCCAAGAUCAACCAGCUCUCGUGGAACCCGGAUACGCCGGACGACAACUGCUCGGCGAGCGACUACAUCAACCAGUACGUGAUCUGGCUCAAGAAGACCGAGACAGACACUGUCAACAUUUACCGCCAAUGGACCUACCAGACGUGCGCCGAGUUUGGCUUUGGCCAGACGGGCCUCACGUCUACGUCGCCCUUCUCGGAGCUCAAGUACCUCAGCGCCAAGAACGUCUACUACCAGCUCUGCAAGGACGUGUACGGUAUUGAAAAUUCGGACGCGCGCAUCGCGGCCAAGAUGGCGACCUUCCACGGCCUCGAUAUCAACGUCGAGAACGUCAUCUUCCCCAGCGGCACGCUCGACCCGUGGUCGGCCCUCGCCCCCGACAACUCGACGCACCUCGCCAACCCCAAGUCCAAGGUCGUCUAUAUCGAAGGCACGUCGCACUGUGCCGACAUGAGCGCGCCGCGCCCGGCGGACUCGGGCCACAUGGUCUGGGCCCACCAGCAAAUCGAAGCCGCCGUUGCCAGCUACGUCGGCAAGUAAGCGUUUCAAGUAGCGUGGAUACUCACCCAUACGUGGUUGAAAAAUAUAUAAGUUUCAAGUUUAGG